Messenger RNA from Triplophysa dalaica, 3135 nucleotides. RefSeq names its product RAB35, member RAS oncogene family b (gene rab35b). Gene Ontology annotation, molecular function: GTP binding; GTPase activity. The record is from RefSeq and is a predicted model, not a curated record. Bases 203 to 808 code for a protein of 201 amino acids. Gene Ontology annotation, cellular component: plasma membrane; endosome membrane. NCBI's taxonomy places the organism in Eukaryota, Metazoa, Chordata, Actinopteri, Cypriniformes, Nemacheilidae. Gene Ontology annotation, biological process: endocytic recycling. The transcript has 6 exons.
AGGAAGCGCCGUUUCCGGCUACGAGCGACCGAGUGAGAACCGCUGAAUCCCGACGAGAAAUCCGCUGCUUUCGGGAUCUGCCGGGUGAUUUUCUCCGCUAUUAUCCCGCGAAUACGUCAUACGGGUUCCCAGCCAAGCGUUCGUCCGGAGCGAGGCGUUAAGUUGCGGCGAAGGCGCAGGGUUUGCGGCACCGACGACCGGCAUGGCCCGGGACUACGACCACCUCUUCAAACUGCUGAUCAUCGGUGACAGCGGUGUGGGGAAGAGCAGUCUCCUUUUGAGAUUCGCAGACAACACUUUUUCAGGUAGUUACAUCACCACUAUAGGAGUGGACUUUAAGAUCCGGACGGUGGAGAUUAAUGGAGAGAAGGUGAAACUCCAGAUAUGGGACACGGCAGGACAGGAGCGAUUCAGGACCAUCACCUCUACAUAUUACAGAGGAACUCAUGGGGUGAUCGUGGUUUAUGACGUCACCAGCGCUGAAUCCUUCGUCAACGUCAAACGAUGGCUGCAUGAAAUCAACCAGAACUGUGAUGAUGUGUGUCGAACAUUAGUGGGCAAUAAAAACGAUGACCCCAACUCUAAAGUGGUGGAGACGAAUGAUGCUCAGAAGUUUGCCGAGCAGAUGGGCAUCAGCCUGUUUGAGACCAGCGCGAAAGAGAACAUCAAUGUGGAAGAGAUGUUUAACUGCAUCACAGAGCUGGUGCUUCGGGCAAAGAAAGAAUCGGUGGCCAAACAGCAGCAACAGCAGCAGAACGAUGUGGUUAAACUGGGCAAGAAUAGCAAACGAAAGAAAAAAUGCUGCUAGUGGAUGUCCACGGGCUCGGCCGCCAGCAGCCUUCACAUGCACACGAACUGUGAUCGCCUCGACAUGACCGCAGAAAGAUUUCACAAACACACCGAGCGGAGAGAACGGAGAAGCAGUCCUGUCUGGACCCAUACAAACCGCAAAGACUUUUUAAACAGAUAAUGUACAGAUUUUAUUAGAUUAAAGGACUUUUAUGUGGAAUUCGUGGUAUUUAAUAAAAGAUCCUCCUCCUUUCUCGAAGGACAAGCGAGCUGACGUCGCCAAACCGCGCAGAUCUCUGCCGUCAUACUCAUUUUACUGCGAUAUAUUACAUCUCUUCACACGCCAUCUCAGGAGCGAAUUUUGUUUUUUUUGGCUUCUCUUUUUGUUUCUCUGAGGAAUGUCAGUGUUUUCUUCAAGAACAGUUUUUUUCAUCAAACAGUUAUAAACAUUCACUCAUUGUGGACUCGGAGUGAAACCCAUGCCAAUGACUGUACAAUUUUUCAUCUUUCGGUGCAUUUUAAGACCCAAUCUGUCAGACGGAAGUCAACUUUGGUGUUGGGACUUUUUAAAUAUAGGAUCAUAAGCAUGUUCUUUACUUUCAUGGGGUGAAUUAUGAGCUGGAAUGUGUUUCUGUGAGUUGUAUUUCUUUUGAGCUCUUGUGAGGUUUUCUUCUGGAUUCUCUGCUUUGUUUUCCGUAAAGAUGAAACGGAAGGCAACGCUCUCGUCAUCUGGCAGUACGGCUGUUCUUUCUCAAAGCAUUUGUGGUAUGCUCCAGUAGUGCCGAGUGUGUAUACCUUCCUGAUUUUAAAAUGGGAUUUCAUCCUCAUGCAGCCGAUCGAUGUUUUUCUCUAUACAGUCACAAAGCAGAGUGUCAAAAUAACAAACGUACUUGCGUAUCGUUGGAAGCGAUAAAUUUCUAAUAUCAGAUGUAAAAUGUAAUUAAACACGCAGGAGAGUUAUUACGUUAUAGUGUUCAAAGCCAAACUUUCAUUUCUCGAGGAAUGCCAUAAUCGAAAUAGAUCAAAUCCUCAGAAUCUCCCUGACACCCCUCACGUGAGCAUGUGGGUUUUGUGAAAACCUCUCAGAAAACUCUGGCCAGUUGUUCUAGAAGUGUUAGUCCAUUGAGCCGCGAUGAAUCCUGACAAGUGCUGUGAGCCAAAAUCAGCCAACAUGUCCAUGCAAACUGUGCUGGACGACAACAGCUGCGGUUAUAUUAUACACUGGAGAAAAGAACUGUGUAAUGGGCCCUUUAUGAAUCAAAUCAUUAAUAAAUAUUUUAAAAUAAUUAAUAUUUGACACAAACAUUUUUGUCCUGGUCUUUAUUAAGAAUCGUCAGGGAGCAUGUUCCACAUCUCAGUUUGUUGCAUGUCUGCAAUGAUCCUCGUGUGUUCUUACCGACGCAAUCGACGUCGAGCAUUUUUAUUCAGGUCGAUACGUCACAGUGCGUUACACGUCAACACAUUGGAAGCUUUCGAAACAUGGAAAUAUUCUAAACAUUUGUAUGUCAUUGGAGUUGACUUCGGAAAAAUUGCAAUUUGAUCAUAAUAAAUAUGCAUUCUUGCUCCUAGUCAACUAAGUACAAAUAGCAUUGGUUCUAAAAGCAUAAAGAAGGUAGAAAAUCUGUCCUUUUUACAUAUUGUUUAAGAGGAUAUCUACAAGUAUACUGUACAUAUAAACAAACUUUUGUCUGCAGUCUUUUCCUGGAAGUGACAAAUGUGACAAACACUUUAUAAAUCACUUUAAAUUGAGGAUUUCUUGUUUUAUUUUCUAAGAUUUAAAGUCCUUUAUUUUGAUCUCGUAAGAUUCACGUUAAUAUUAUGAAUUUGUGGAAGAUAAGGAUUAAUAAUUGGUUUUGAUCUUCAUGUAAUAUUGCAGUGUUGUCAGAAAGUGCAUGUCAGAAAGAACCGGUGGCAGGUUUAGAAAUCUAUUUGCUCUACAUUCUGUAUUAUUUACCCACACAACGGUCAUAAUCUCAUCUUGCUUUUUCCAUUCGAAAAGUCUCUUUUAUACUGUAAUCUAUACUUGGUGUUUCUAGUCAGACAGGGAAUGAAACAGACACAUGAAGACCUUUAUGCUGAGUUGAGUUGCUUGUAUCCGUGUUCCAAUUCACAUAUUCAUUCUACAGUAUAAGAGACGCUGUAAAUAUGGACAUCGUGACCAUCCAUUCAGUUAUUUCAGCGGAAGACGACUAAGUCAAAGAGUUUAUGCAUUUAAAUGUUAAGUGAUAUUGAAUGAUACGGUCAUGAAUUGAGCUAGAUGAAAACGGAUGUGUCUUGUCACAAACUUUUGUUAUUUUAUGUUUCUAUUAAAGAUGGCAUGAAAUAAAAAAUGUCCAUUCAAAUUGA